Dissoconium aciculare CBS 342.82 is the source of this 1522-nucleotide messenger RNA. RefSeq lists its product as uncharacterized. Gene Ontology annotation, cellular component: cytoplasm. NCBI's taxonomy places the organism in Eukaryota, Fungi, Ascomycota, Dothideomycetes, Mycosphaerellales, Dissoconiaceae. The transcript has a single exon. The record is from RefSeq and is a predicted model, not a curated record. Gene Ontology annotation, molecular function: glutathione transferase activity. Bases 92 to 1123 code for a protein of 343 amino acids.
AAUCAUUCAUUAAUCAUUGUGAUCUGUAUUUGUUGAUCCAAUUUGUAUCAACACCGUGAUCGAAGAUUCUUCCAUGUCAGCAUUGUCCAAUAUGUCCGCAGCAGAAUUGCCAUCGUCAUGGCAUGCAGGGCCUGAAGAUUCGUUCCAUGGAAAGAUCACGCCUGAGGGACCCUUCGAACCAGAGCAAGGCCGCUACCAUCUCUACGUCGGCUUAUUUUGUCCCUUUGCUCACCGCGCCAAUAUCAUUUUCCAGCUGAAGCAAUUGCAGAAAUACGCGGAGAUCGAGACCAGCACCAAACCAUACCCUAAAGGGGACGAAAAUGGCUGGCCCGGUUGGCAAUUUAACGUCAAGAACGCUGUCCCAUAUGAAGGUGCGACAGAAGACAAGCUUUACGGAAGCAAGUACAUGCAUGACCUCUACUUUAAGGCGGACAAAGACUACAAAGGAAGAUACAGUGUUCCCGUUCUUUGGGACAAAAAGCUCAACACCAUCGUGAACAACGAAUCGACGGAGUUGCUGCGGGACUUGCAGACUGCCUUCAACGACCUCAUCCUGACAGAAUUACAAUCAAUCUCACUAUACCCAGAACCACUCCGAGCAGAAAUUGAUGCACUAAACGACCAGCUCCAAGGUACUCUCAACACGGGCGUCUACAAAGUCGGCUUCGCCCCAGACCAAGCAUCAUACGAUAAAGCCAUCCCCGCCGUCUUCGCUUCGCUGAACAAACUCGAGCGUCUAGCAUCCAAGAACGGUGGUCCCUACCUCCUUGGUCCCCACCUGACGGAAGUCGACGUCCGGACCUACGUCACAUUGAUCCGCUUCGAUGUCGUCUAUGUCCAGCACUUCAAAUGCAAUCUCGGCAUGUUGCGGUAUUCGUAUCCGGUGCUGUAUAAUUGGCUGAAAGGCUUGUAUUGGGACCAUGGCGCUUUCAGAGAGACGACGAAUUUCAGACAUAUCAAGGAGAAUUACACUAAGAGUCACUGUGAUAUUAAUCCUAAGGCAAUUACGCCGCUGGGUCCCUGGCCGGAUAUCGAUCGGCGUGUUGAGAAGGAUUGGACCAAGAUUGCGCCUGGGAGGAUUGAUAUGCCGAUAGUGAUGGAGUUUGAGAAAACGCUGCGCUGAUGGUCCGCCAAAAGUUAUCCUCAUCAUCCAGACCUCACAUUCAAUGACGUGCCUCACUUUUCCUGCUUCAUCUCGGUUCUUAUAUAUCUUGUCACAGUUGUUUACAGGCACGACUGAACAUAAUCCUUCUGGCAGGUACCAUUUGUCUCUUAUAUAGCAAGACAUCCAAGCUCGCCCGUUCGCAGUGCUUCAUCCCAAACGACAAACUCAAUCCCAAUCCCAUCGAAUGCGGGGACUGGUCUCAAAAUAAAGUGAAACAUGCUGGGACUAGUCAGCCACUAUCGGAGGCGCCAUGCGCUGUAGGUAUGCGAGAUGACAACGAAUUUGGUCGGAACGUUGGGUAUUUCAACGGCGGUUGUCAUGAAGCCGAAGCAGAAAUUCAAAAAGAAAAUAGUGUUG